AAUACAUAAUCAUCACCGCAUGACGAUAUUUAUAAAUAAAAUGAUUAAUUGGUUAGUUGAAAAACUAUAACAAGCAAACGAUUAGAUAAAAAUAAUAACUUGUUUGCGUAUUGAGAAACUACUAGCUGUUUGAAAUACAACGGUAUUAAAAAUGGCAAAAAGAACAAUAAAAGUUGGGUAUUAUGCAAUUUAUUUAAUGGCUACCAUCGUAAAUACGCAAGAUUAUGAAGAUUUGAUGCCAACCGAUCAACCUGAAGAAGAGUGGCAUAUGGACUUUAUGCCAACAGGCUACCUUCCUGAUAGCGUCUACCGAGAGCUAGCGUGGUACGGCAUACUACAGAUUCAGCCUCUUCAUCACAGUACGAAACAUAAAGUUGCUGCUCAAUUGAUUUGGCAACAUACACUCGGCAGACCACACGUUAUUAUGGAAAAUCCGCCUCAAUCAUUGCAAUCUGAAGGUAAAGUAAGUCGUCAAAUCCUUGCUGAAGAGGCAGCGAAGUGGUCACGGGAGCAAAGAGCUGCACAAGAAGUGCUUAUGGAGAAUAUCAAGAGUGGCGGUAAUGGACUCACAGUUCGUACUGUUAUUAGUGCUUCUAAAAAAACCACUUAUAUCAUACAGAAUGGCAAUUAUUACAAAUGCCCCGAAGGAUCUGAACCUGAUUUGGAUGCUUAUCGAGUCCAGGCCAAUAUGCAUGAAAGGAAAUGUACUUAUUCUAAACAGUCGAUUCCCGUAUCAGUCGAUCCAUGCAUAGAAGCAGAGGUUGCGCCCAUAGAGUAUUCCUUUCACGAAGGUUGGAUGUUUUGUCUUGGCAAUGGGGAAAGGGAAAAUAAUUAUUUCCAAAACGGCACAAUAGACUGUGGAAAUAAAACAAAAGUGUCAGUCGACGAAUUUUUAAGUAUAUGUGCGAUUGACAAUAAUGUUGUUAUUACCUUCGAUUACUUUGGCGACGAGCCACGUAAAGAUAUGAUGCACAAUGCCACCCUGUGUACAACUUGGGAUCCAUGCCGUUUAUCAUACUUAUAUAGGCUUGAGCCACCACCAGUAGAGCUGACGCCUGCUUUCCCAACAUCUACACCGAAUCCAUGCGACACAACCAUUUGUCCCGAGUGUGUUGAAGGAUUUACAGAGGACAAUGGAGUUCCGAUUGACAUUGCAUCCGGCGAAGUUUAACGGAAACGUAACUUACUUUUGUUCUAUAUAUACAAAUGUCCCUAUUCUAAUUUGAGCCAUUUUUGUAAGAAGUUAAACAUUUUUAACGUACUUGUAAGAAAUAAAAAACUUGACUCACUAUUUUGAUUUCAUCAUUAAGUGACCUUAAGCUAUAAAUAUCUCGCUAUAGAACUUGAAUCAGAAAUAUAAAAUAUUGGAAUUAAUUUCUAAAAACAAGGAUACAGGAGUCGUAAAAUAGUGAAAGAAAACAUGUGUUUAUAAAAAUAAUUUAAUAGGCAACUAUUAAUAAAAUGUUCAAAAAGUGUCAUUGGUGUAUAUGUUAUCCUUACAACUAUGCAGUAUAGCUUUUAAUACAAUAAUGCAAUUCGUUGUGCGACAGCAAAUGCUAAAAUAAUACAGACCGAGAUGAAUAAUUACAGUCAAUUUUUUAAUAAUUUGAGCAUUUUUUAAACCAAUAAUACCGUCUUGAAGGUAGUCUGUAUAAAUAUCAGCAGGUAACGUGGCCGGGUUUUGUGUGGUGGGGGAAUGUUCGCCCUUUAGUGAAAAACCUAAAAUCGACUUAUGACAGGCCAACUUCUUUGCUGAUAUUUAUACGACUUAAGUUAUUCUUACAUGUACCAAUUCAUAUUGUCCACAUAGAAUAGAUUUUGUUUAAUUCGAUGUUCAAUAAAAUCUAAAUAAAAUCUACUGAAAUCCAUAAUUUU
Pieris napi is the source of this 1875-nucleotide messenger RNA. RefSeq lists its product as uncharacterized. NCBI's taxonomy places the organism in Eukaryota, Metazoa, Arthropoda, Insecta, Lepidoptera, Pieridae. The record is from RefSeq and is a predicted model, not a curated record. The transcript is spliced from 10 exons. Bases 152 to 1171 code for a protein of 339 amino acids.